Messenger RNA from Rhea pennata, 852 nucleotides. RefSeq names its product artemin (gene ARTN). Gene Ontology annotation, biological process: peripheral nervous system development. Gene Ontology annotation, molecular function: glial cell-derived neurotrophic factor receptor binding; growth factor activity; receptor tyrosine kinase binding. The record is from RefSeq and is a predicted model, not a curated record. The transcript has 4 exons. The coding region runs from base 120 to 812 and encodes 230 amino acids. NCBI's taxonomy places the organism in Eukaryota, Metazoa, Chordata, Aves, Rheiformes, Rheidae.
GGCCCUGGGCGGUGACGUAAGGACUUGCACGGGCUCGGCUCCGCUCGCCAGCCGGCCCCCAUGUCCCCGGGGCCUGCGACGGCCCCGGCGGAGGCAGGCAGGGAGACGGCAGAGCCAGCAUGGAGCAGCGAGCGGGGCCACCGGAGCCCAGACCUGCAGGACCCGCCGCCCACCCGCGCCCCAAGGAGGGGACGCGCUGGGGGGUCCUGGCCAUCCUCUCGCUGCUGGCCGGGCUGGCCACGGGCACCCUGCAGAGCCGGCACCGCAACGAGACCCUGGAGGCGGCCCCCACGCCGGGGGGCACGGCCACCGCCGGCCCCGGAGCGGAGGACGGCGUGGAGAUGCCCCUCGCCGCCGCCUGGAGCCAGCUGCACGGGGACAACGCGACGACGGGGGGCCCGGGCGACGCGGAGCUGGCCGAUGACCUGCUGCUGCGGGCCGAGCGCUCGCCGCCGGGCGCCGGCAAGGGCAAGAAGGCGGCGCGGAAAUCGUCGCGGGGCACCCGCGGGCGCAACUGCCACAUCCGCAACCUGAUGGUGAAGGUGCGCGACCUGGGCCUGGGCUUCAACUCGGACGAGAUCGUGCUCUUCAAGUACUGCAGCGGGUCGUGCCACCGGGCGCGCAGCAACUACGACCUGACGCUGGGCAGCCUGCUGCGGCAGCAGCUCAUCGCCCCGGGGCCCCAGGAGCGGGUGCUCAGCCACCCCUGCUGCCGGCCCACCCGCUACGAGGCCGUGUCCUUCAUGGACGUGCAGAACACGUGGCAGACGGUGGAGAAGCUCUCGGCGGCCGAGUGCAGCUGCAUCGGCUGAAGCGGGGGCCGCCGGCUCGGCGACGCGCGGCGGCGGCGGC